Molecule: messenger RNA, 1606 nt
Organism: Neoarius graeffei (lesser salmon catfish)
Lineage: Eukaryota; Metazoa; Chordata; Actinopteri; Siluriformes; Ariidae
Gene: cxcl18a.1
Product: chemokine (C-X-C motif) ligand 18a, duplicate 1
Exons: 4
Coding region: 48-416 (122 amino acids)
Biological process (GO): cellular response to lipopolysaccharide; chemokine-mediated signaling pathway; antimicrobial humoral immune response mediated by antimicrobial peptide
Cellular component (GO): extracellular region
Molecular function (GO): CXCR chemokine receptor binding; chemokine activity
Source: RefSeq, a predicted model, not a curated record
GUCUCUCAGAAAACUCACACACAGAUUGCACUGCAACCAGAAGUAACAUGGCUUUCAGGAACUUGCAACAGAUUUUUUUUUCUCUACUGCUGUUUCUUCUUUUUUGCUUAAACGUUUUCACAGAUAUGACAGCAGGAGUAUACAUUCGAGAGAAAUGUAUGUGCAUCCAAGAGAGUUAUCCCAUUCCAUGGAAAAACAUGACGGACUUCAAGGUGAUUGAUUCAGGCCCUCAUUGCAAAAAAGUUCAGAUCAUCAUCUCCAUGGGAAGUAAAGACACUUGUCUGGCUCCAAAUUCCAAACAAGGGAAGAAAAUGCAGCAAUGCUGGAAGCGGAUUAACUUCAAUGAAAAGAAGAAGAAGGUUUGCCUGUCAGCAAGAAAAAUCAAAUUGAGACAAAAAAAGGCAAAACCACCAUAAACCUGGCCAAAGACUCAGGUUUUUUUUUUUAAAUAUCUGUCUUUAUUCUUUUAUGUUUUAUUCUUUUUUUAAAACUUAACCUACAUUUAUCUAUAUUUCACUCUGUACUUGAGCUGCUAGAACACCUGAAUUUCUCGAUAAAGGAAUAUCUUAUCUUUUUUGUUAGAUGCCCCUUUGUACCAUGUUUAUUUUUGUAUCAUUUUACCGAAUACUGCUUUGUAAAAUCUGUUUUGUAUUCAUAUUGUAACAUUAAAACAAUAAGCCUAAAGAUGUAAACUGACAAUGGAGUGAAAAUUAACAGAACAAGAACAACAGAACAACUGUAUUUCAGCCUGAGUUAUGUCAUGUCACUUUAAAAAGAUUGAUUAUUUGUGGAAUUCCUUAUCAAAUACAAUUUUAAUGGAACCGAAUAUUCUGAUGGCCCCAUCCCUGUCUAUGGCCAUAAAUUAUUCAAAAUCAGUGAGGCUCAUCUUGUGAAAUGAUAACAAAUGACUGCUAGAUAAAAUACAAACAAAUUCAGACUCAGCUCUUCCACCAGCUAAAAGCCAGCAGAAAAGAAAAGGAAAGCCUACUGAGUGAAUGCAAUUGCAAGGUAGAGCAAGGUUAGAUGGCAUGUUAUUUUUCUGGACAAACAACUAAAUCAUUCUAGCUAGCGCUUAGCUAUCUUAGCCUUAGAAUGAUGGGGUCCACUUCGCGGUAGUGAGUAUGGAGUUAUACGGGCCUUUCACAUGAUGUCAUCAUAACUGCUUGCUUUGUGUUUGACAAUGACCAGCACAAGCUUACGCAAGUAAUUGUAAGUCCAAUUCAGUACAUCUACAGAUACACUUGUAGAACUUACAUCUAAAAGAACAAUUCCAGAGACCUGUAGUGCUUUUGGAUGUAAUAACAGAUGUGGAGAUAAGCCUGGUUUAACUUUUCACCACUUCCUGGUGAACUCAGAAAGAUGAGAAAAAUGGCGAGCUGCAUUUAAAUGGGAAGACUGGAUGCCAACAAAGCAUUCCUGUGUGCAUGGAGAACAUUUUAUAUCAGGUUAGUGUGAAAGCUCUGUGCAACUUUAAAAUGUAUAUCUGGAUGUGAGCUUUGGACGUGAUGUAGUUUAUUAGACCCAAUGCUUGGUGAGACUAGCAGCAUGCUUGUUAUGUACUGAUAAUGUAGACUCAGCUAAACAUAAUAAAAUAUGCUAGAGCUCG